Messenger RNA from Myiozetetes cayanensis, 5424 nucleotides. Its product is annotated as FRAS1-related extracellular matrix protein 1-like. The record is from RefSeq and is a predicted model, not a curated record. Lineage: Eukaryota; Metazoa; Chordata; Aves; Passeriformes; Tyrannidae. The coding region runs from base 456 to 860 and encodes 134 amino acids. The transcript has 3 exons.
UCUCCCCUCUCCCCUCUCCAAUCAGGUCCUCUCCUUGCAAGGCUUGGUCUGUCAGUCUGUCUUCUUCAUCCCACUCUUCUCUGCCUUGGUCUGAUUUUCUUAUGCUUCAUGUCUUUUCUUGCUUUCCCCCAUUUCUUCCAAUUUCUGUCUUAUUGUCUAUCUGAGAACAGUUCCUUGCUGCUAUUUCUGUUUUCAUGCACGUGAAAUGGCUUGCCUGGAUCCGUAUGUUCUCUCCUUCCUAUUGUGAGCAACCCCAUGGAGAUACCCCUUAUUUAGUCUUUUAAUUUCCAUGUUAUUUUCUAGUCCGUCAGAGGCAAUCUUCGUAUCUCAGAUCUUGUUUGUGCGUUCCCAGUCCAUGGAGCAAAUUGAGCCCUUUUGCAAGGGAAGGAAAUGUGCCAGUAUUACCAUUUUCCACCAAGCCAUGGAGCUGGAAGUGUACUCUUCUGCACAAAGCCAUGAAUCCGAUUUGUAGUUUCAUCAAAACCCGUGUGGCUGAAGGGCGAGGUGACAUUGUUCUACUCGCCAAACCUGUAACUUUAACAGAGGGUGACAGGGUGACCUUGACGACAGAUGUUCCUGUGGCAACAGAUGGCACUAGCAAACCCGAGAAGCUGCUGUAUGCCGUCUCCCUGCCACCUGUGCAUGGUCAGAUUGAGCACAUCAAUUAUCCCGGCGUGCCCAUUUCCAGUUACAGCCAGUUGGAUGUGGUGGCCCAGAAGGUCUCCGACGUCCAUGACAAUAGCCAUGGGGCUGGAGCUCAAACGUUAAUGCAUGUUUUAACCACAGACUCCUCCAAAUUCUCUCCUCUGCAUACUGACAUCUCCUGUCUGCUUGGAUUCAACUUCAUCUACCUGUGGUGAACCUCUCAGGAUAUCUUGACUUAGCACUGGAACCUCAUCCUGGUAUUGGCAUGAUCACAUAUGGUAAAAAAUAGAGAUAUUUGUUUUCUGUGCCUUGCCAGCGCUGAGACCACUUAGCCUCAGUUGUAUAUAAAUAUUGAAAGAGCUGGAGAUGUGUCUUUGUUGAUUUGAUGCCCCAGGGUGAAGAUACAGGCUCAGACUUUGGUCUGGACACAUUGUUUCUUGCAGGUGAGAUGGCAGUACCCAAUGUAAGUGAUUUUGUAUAAAUACAGAGAGACCUGGAAGGAUGAGACUGGAUCAUCUUCAUCUCCAUAGAUGGGAUAAGACCUCAGGCUGAUAGCAGCAGAGCCAUUUCAGCUGUGGGUCUGGUGUGAGUUCAAUAUAUGCUAGAGUAAACCAUAGGUCACAGAAAAACAAACAUUCAGCUUCCCAGUAGUCCAACUAUCUUAAUCUGACAUCAGAGGGUUGUUCAAAGGAGCAAAGAAACACUCCGUUGCUGUAUUACACCAGGACUGUUUAGUUCUAGGUGUUCGUGACUCUUCCUCCAAACCAUGGUGCUAAAAUAAGGAUUGUUGGUGGCUUCUGUUGGCUGCUUGUCUCUUAUAAAUUUUGGAGUAACCACUGCAGAAAUGUGAUCAUGACCUGUGUUACCAGUGCCCUCAAAAUCAUCAGGAAGGCUGAACAUGUGGUCAAGAGUCUCAUAUACCAGAAAUUACUUGAGAUCCCUGGCCAGGGGUUGCCUUUAUGUAAACACAAAAUCUGUAAGGUUUUGGCUCUUCUUUAUUUUUAGUAGAAUUUAGUUUUUGUUCUUUAUCUUCCAGGUGUGCUACAUCUCUGGCUUCCCUGAAAUCAGACUGUGCAUCAUCCUGCAGGAGGAGAGCUCUGUCUUUUAGAAAGCACAUAAUUUGAAACUGGGUAGCUCUCUCCGAUCCACUGGGAUAGAGAGAACCUACUGGCAAUGGGGUCCCACUACUGUCCCCAAAUGUUCAUAACCCUCGAGGUACAUAUGCAAGCCCUUCAUCUCACCCAGCAAAGGAAACCCUGUGCCUUUAAAUGCCCUCCCCAUGGCGGGUGCACACUUUUCUGCUUACUCUGAACUGACAGGUUUAACAUGUCGUUUGCCUGGUCACCGGAGAGAGGCACCUCUGGCAAAAGUUCAGAAGUCAGUGUUUUGGAAAGAUUGGUUUGACCAGCUCUCAAGCGAGAGCAAAUCCCAGACCAAGGCAGUCAGAUCUUCAACGACAUUUAACUGCUGUGGUGCUGCAGCUCGCUGACAUCCUUUUAACCUGGAGAGGAGCGUUCAGCGCACUUAAACCUUCAAGCUUUAUUUAUUGCUUCUUUUCUGCUCUCUUGGCUGGGGAACUUGGGGUGAAGACAUGAAGGAUGCUUUUACUUAAUUCUAGUUAAUUAAUUAACUUGCAUAUGGUUUUGGCCCGAGAGUAGGGGACAAACAGAGAUUUUUGAUCUUGCCUUGGUAUCUAGACUUCUGUAAUGUAUAGCGUUGCAGUAAGGAUAUACAUUUCCUUAUUAGCCUCUUCAGGGCUUGGUAUUGAAGGGCUCUUCAGAUUUACUGCCUUGUAAAAUUUCCACUUCACAAACUUUAUCUCAUCCCUUGGUAUUUACAUUGAAGGGUAACAGUUUUGUAAAAAACAAACAAACAAACAAGAGCAUACAAACAGUUAACAGCAAGUGGUGCCCAAAUUACAUAUUUCUUAAACUCAUGGCCUACUUUACUAAUCAGUUGUCAUAAGAUGUCAGAUGGGGACCCAUCACUGAAGAAUUGCAGAAUGCAGCCAGUGAAGCAGCUAAUUAGUUGGGCAGUGGCAUGGAGGUGUGUGUCCCCAAGGAGCUGAAAUGAUCAGAGCAGGUGAAGAAAGUUUGGACAGAUCGGUAUCUCUGUAGUAUAAAACCCAACACUUGACUGAAUUCACAGGGCUGUCGAGGGUGAGGGCACCACAGGUCCUCGCCAGGGACCAAGCACAGAGGGGAAGUGCAGUGCUGCUGCUUCCAGAAAGGCGAGUCAGCUGAAUGCUUGGAGGAGCAUGACCUGAGAUGUGCAGGGAUUAGAAUAGUUGAGCAGUUUCUGGUUUCGUCUGGGAGAGAUGUAGCUGCCUGACUUACUCUCCAAUGGAUUGUAACUCAUUCCUGAAGCCUUUGCUUCCCAACCACUGCAAGAUGGAAUUGGUUAUUCCCUGUAGGCACCAAACAUGCUUCAUCACAGGUGAGUGAUGGUCACUGAGCCCACAGAGCAGAGAGUCCAUUGGCUCCUUCUGCAGCUGUGGGCAAAAGGCCUCAGGAACAAAUGUUGAGCCUCUGUUGUGAGCUAAACAUGUAAAAGACUAAAGCUUAUAAACCAUAGAUGUCCCAUACACUCCGUUACAAUCUGUCUUAGGAGUGCUGCAUGACUUUCUUUCCUCUUCCCAUCAUCCCACAACUAUACAGGUGCUCUCCUGCUGCACUCACGGAGUUCUGUCUCCCUGUACAAACUCCAUGGGUGCAGUAGUGAAACAAAUUCCCUCCAAAACUCCGCCAAAGGGUGAGCCCCACCACACUGCAGGACCUGAGAGAAGGUCAGCGCGGGACACCAGGAACCCCUUUACAUCGGCAAGUCACUCACUUUCUUAGCAAAAAUGAGGACCUCAGCUUCAGCCUCUUCUCUUUGGGUGUGCUCCAAACCAGGUAUUUGACUUGGGAUCUUUAGUGCAACAUAUCCCAGGAGGAAAUGUUCUUUUUGAUGCUUUGAUUUUCAAAAUGUUAUUGCACACUGUGGAAGCAGUCACACGAUAGGAUUAGAAUUGUUGUAUGAAGUAUCAAUAAGAAAUAUUUAGCUGUAUUAUUGUACAGAUUAAGGACGGCCAUGUCACAGGAAUUAUCAGGAGAUGCGUUCCCAGACCUGGAGGUCACUUUUGAAGCCUUACUUGUGUAACUGCUUGAUACAGUGCAGUGGGCAAUUUCUACCAAAUGAGACAAUCCAACGUUCAGAGUGGAUCCACAGUUUCAGGACUGACACCACCCAAGAACAGGAAGCUGAUGGAGGACAAUAUGAUCAUGUGGCCAGGCUGUCAGAUGGGCUUGGAAGAUGCCUUGUCAGGUAGUGUGCACCACGUACCCUGGCAGAACCACACUCAGCAAACCCACACAAAUGCUGUCUGGAGGUGUAAAUGUAAAGAGGCAUCAGUUCUUUCCAUCCCCUAGAAUUCAGGCAAGGUACUUGCUCAAAGGACAGAUUCUUGUUUCCAAAAAAGCUGCUUUGACCUUUGAGCUGCCAAAUUCCUUCCCCUAUUACCCCCCAUCUUUCUUCUAGUGUAGCACAGCUACUCUGAGUCAUUGUUUAUCUAAUUUAAUUAACAUUUGCUAAUGCCUGCAACCUAAAACACUGUCUUAAAACAUUUGCGUGAAAAGCUUCCUUGUCCCAGAGCUGUCAUUUUUAACAUGAUGGAUAAUGGAUAGAAAUAAUUAUCCUGAACAAGGUUAGACAGCUUAAAUGAUUUGAGUUUCAAGGAAUCAGUAAGCUUAGCUAAACAUCUUAUUUUUCAAGACACAUUAAUAAUAAAAACACGGUGAUGUCCCUAACGGAUUGUAAAAUCUGUAUUCUGCUAAAAUGUAUGUGAUCUCUCACAGGUAGCUGUGUCCUCAACACCUUCACUAUCUCAUACAUAGAAUCAGAGAAUAUCCUGAGAUUGAAAGGACCCACAAGGAUCAUCGAGUCCAGCUCCUGGCCCUGCACAGGACAACCCCAAGAAUCACACCAUGUGUCACUAUGUGCAUCAUCAAUCCCUGCAUUGCAAGGACUUUUGAAUUCCAGAUAAGAUUCUUCCAGGGCUGCGAGUGCUAGUGUCCACUUCAGCUGGUCCAAGUGGGAGGGUAAUGCAUGCACAGGUUCUUGGGAGGACCUGGAUCCAUAGAAAGUCAGUGCUGCAUCUGCAGCUCCUGAAAGAGCUCUGGAAAAGGCCAGAAGAAAUCUGGCAAAUCUGCUGUAAACAGAGUGAGCUAUUUCAGCUUUACAAAGGUAUAAAGGAGAGUGGAAUUGGGCUCACUGCCUCUACAUUAUUUCCCCAGUCCAUAAUUUUGGGGAAAAUACAAGUUUCGAAUUAAUCAUUGACCUUUAGCUUCAAAGAAAAACAGAACUUCGGCAUGAAAUUGCCAAAAAAUGAGAGUAACAAUUUACAAUUGCUUAAUUUCCCUCCUAGAAACCCAGGUGCAGCCAGGCCUCUGCAGCGCUUUGCUCUGUGCAGAAGUGGGCUCUCCUCCAGGGAGCCUCAAUCCAAGGCAGACAAAGAAAACAUGGGGAAAAACAAGCACCUGGCAGAGAAGUGCCAAGCCACAGGCAACGGGACAUGGGAGAUGUCCCCUCUGUGCCCUGCUCAUUGCACUGUGACACCUUUCAAAUAACAAACCUCUUGCACCUGAUGAGAUGCACAGACCUGGUGUCGUUCCCCUCGGUGCAGAGCAGAGGGUCACACCCUGCUGCCCAUCAGCCACAUCUGUGCUCUCAAAAGCUGCCCAAACACCCCACAUGGACCCAGCCCUGGGAGCUGAGUCUGGGUUACAGGCUCCUGCAGUC